GAUCAUGGGCAUCAAAUGGAUACUCUGCAAGUUCUGAAAUAGUUGAUGAGCCCAGUGUUCCCCUGAGUCCUUCCAACAGCCUUAACAUCCGCAAUCUCCAGCUGUCUGAGCGAGAUCCUUCUCAGCAUACCCGCCGUUAUUCUACUAAUUUCCAUCAUGGCUGGACCUUCCGUCCUGCCUACCACAAAAUGUAUCGAGGCAACCCCUCAGACCGCAAGGAAUGGGGACCUAGCACUAAUGGCCACCACUGUGCUCCAGAGGGUCUUUCCAAUGGGCAAUGGCAGCAUCGAUGCCACGGCUAUUCUGACUCGCCCUGCCCGUUGACUUCCCCCAAAUUGGAACGAGUCAGCACUAUCAAAGCCAGUGAGAAUCCCGCUGUUAUAUCUAAUGCCUCCAGUGUAACCACUGAGGAAUCCAAGAAGGAAACAUGGUCACUCUUUCGGCCCCUUCCUGCUUUCCCAGUUGAUAGCAGCAGUGCCAGGAUCAUUCCCAAGAUCUCUUAUGCCAGCAAGCUGAAAGAGAACUUGGAUCAACCAGGCAAAGCCUGCCAUGUUCCAGCCUCAGCUGUCCGCACCACUAAUAGCCUCCCCAACUGUGUCUUGGUGCCACCCCCGAGCAGUCCCCCACCAACCGAUAGUAGUCAGCAGCAGCACCUGGGAGCCAUCUUCCAAAAUGAAUGGGGCCUCUCCUUUAUCAGUGAUCCAGGAGCCGGGCAUGGAGGGGUAUGUGGAACAGCACCAGUCAAGGAGACAGAAAAUGCAGAUGCUGAAGCAUGUUGGGAAAACAUGGAAGCUAAUGACUGGCAGGCUGAAAGAAAUUAUCACUUCGAAGGUAAGAUAGCCUUAAGAGUACAGAACUGCACAGGGAAGGGGAUGUCUGCGUGUUUUGAGGCUGUUCUAUUGGUAGCAGAGUAUAUCUAGCAACUUUCCAUUGUAAGUCACAUUUCGGGUACAUAGAAACCAGCUAUUGCAAUUAGUGGAAGUGGGGGCUGGAUAAUAUUGUUUGCCCACAAAAAAAUCAGAAGCGUAAUAAGGAAAAAAGCGUCUUCAUUAAAUUUCAAUGGUGUCAGUGGAAGCUUUUGUGUUUCAUGAAGGACCCUUCACAUUUUGCUUCCAAUUAUUUGAGUAUUGCUUUAAGUUCUAGCAUUUAAUUUUAACUGAGUCAGGAUUCUGAGUUUUAUUAAAUAAUGCAGGGAGAUGAGCAUGUGGUUGCUGCAAACCUGGACCAGCUUUUUUCAACGUAAUUAAAAUUU
This is a messenger RNA of Pseudonaja textilis, 1252 nucleotides long. The record is from RefSeq and is a predicted model, not a curated record. Lineage: Eukaryota; Metazoa; Chordata; Lepidosauria; Squamata; Elapidae.